Messenger RNA from Plasmodium cynomolgi strain B, 6301 nucleotides. RefSeq lists its product as hypothetical. The record is from RefSeq and is a predicted model, not a curated record. The coding region runs from base 1 to 4440 and encodes 1479 amino acids. NCBI's taxonomy places the organism in Eukaryota, Apicomplexa, Aconoidasida, Haemosporida, Plasmodiidae. The transcript has 12 exons. Gene Ontology annotation, molecular function: protein binding.
AUGACGCGUUACAAUUCGUGUUCCGACUUUCAAUACAUCAGCGAGAAUGUUCUUUGCUUUUUGCAAGGUAGUUGUAUUUGUCUACUUAACCUUGUAAACAAUGAGAGGAAAUUUUUGUUCAUUUCGUGCUGUGAGACCGUUGGGGAAGUUCGCUUCGAGUUGGCGGCGGGCCAGGGAAGAAGAGGCGCGAACGUAGCAGUGGGCCUCACCACAGGGGUUGCCAUGAAGGGAGAAACGAACGGAAGAGCGAACGGGGAAAGGAACGGAGAAACCAACGGAGAAACCAACGGAGAACCCAACGAACAAACGAACGGUGGCACAGGCAACGUGGAGGGCAGGCACAGCCCACACCCCGUGAGGAAAAUCUCCUGCAGUGAAAAGGAGCAUGCCAUGGCAGUGGUCAUACAUAGAGCCUCCGGCGAUUUGCUGUGCUACCUCGUAUUCGAUGAGGCGAAUGGGUUAAACUCCUUCGAGGUGCACUUAACACACAGAGUUGGGGAAACCAUAAAAGACGUAACACUGGGGGAUGGCCAGGUGUACCUCCUACUGAAGAGGCGCCUUGGUUCCCCCUUGCAGGAGGGGGCGCUGUCUGGAAGGGAUAACACCGAGGAGUUAAGCGGCGAGUUGGGCAGCAAGCUAUCCUCCUACGAGUUGGGGAGCAAGCUAUCCUCCUACGAGUUGGGGAGCAAGCUAUCCAGCGACGAGGAUUACCUCAUCUGUGCCCUCAAGUUGGCUAGCAACAAAAAAGAAGACCCGGAAGUAAUCGCCACGCACAGGUCUUCAUCGGGAUUUAAAAAAAUGAUGGUGUGUCCCUACGAUGGGAAGAAAAUAAUUUUGGUGUCAAAAAGGAGUGUCUUCUUUGUGGCCACCUCAAAUGAGCAGAUUUCAAAAGUAAAAGUAACCACCAUGGCGAAGGAACUCUUCUUUAACAGUCCCAUUGUAGCAACUUCGUGGCUAGACUUCCACGUCUUCACCGUCUGCCUCUCUAAUAAUGAGAUCCUUUUUUAUGACCUGUCCACCAAUUCUAGGCACCUGCCCCGACUGAGGUGCCACAACAGCUACUCGAGAAUCUGCUCCAUUUUUUACCAGCCCGAGUAUCUCUUCAUCGCGUUCGCAACGAAGGAAAUUGUUUGCUUCCGCGUGAACUACGGCGCGCUUCCCCCGGCCGCCUUUCGCAAGGUAACCCCCGUAGAAGAAAACUACGUGAGUACCAAGUGCUUAUUUCAAAAGAGAAAGGAAAACCGGAAGGAGGAGGAGAACCGGAAGGAGGAAGAGAACCGGAAGGAGGAGGAGAACCGGAAGGAGGAGGAGAACCGGAAGGAGGAGGAGAACCGGAAGGGGGAGGAAAACCGGAAGGCAGAGGAAAAGCCAAACGAACUUCUCAACAACAGGAGGAAGCCUCGCAAGCAGUGUAGAACCACCUUCGAAUCCAUAUUAAACGAAAUUAAAAAGGUGGAAAAUAAAAUAAAUGACAAAGGGUUUGAGUUGUUGGACGAGUCGGAGGGGGAAGGGAGAGUCGACGAUGAGCACGCAUGGGACACCGUGGCCUUCGCUGAGUGCAUCGCUGGUUGUGGCAGCGAGAUGAAUGGCUACCCCAGCUCGAGGGACGAUUAUACCAAUACAUGUUCUUCUAGAGAGGAUAAUCCUACCAACAAGGGAACCACCUCCAAACGAGCACACCGAAAGAAUGACCUCUCCCAGAUGCGGAAGAAACGGAAGGCCAACUUUGCUAAGCUGCACUAUGAUGAGGAUAACCUUGCAAAUAUCUUUAUCCCCAUCUCGGUCGUCAAUUUGGAAAGGUACCUAACACACAGGAUAAGUAAUCUCUGCCUGCAAAAAGGGAAUUUACUCAUUCAGCUUGAAAAUGGACUCUCAUAUUACACCACAACUUUUAAUAGAAAAAAAAUGUGUGCAGCUGAGGAUUCGAGCUUCUACCUUUGUGGACACACUGCUCUACACAAAAUAAAGGACCUUAGAGUGUGCACCAGAAAGCAGCUGUUCACUUUGGAUGAAGCUAGAAUGCUCAAAUGGCACUCUCUUGAAAACAACGAAUUGAAUAUUUUCUGCACUGGUAGGAGAAUUAAAUGGUUUGAUGUUCUUUCCAUGAUGGGGGAAUGCAACUGCUUGUUUGUGUCCCUUACGGAUGGUUCCUUUUUUUUUAUCAACCUAAUGAGUUGCAAGAUUUUGCUCUACGGGAGUGUGAGGCGGCACCUGGGGGGUGCAAUUACUGGAAGACGCGGAUCAGGCGGAUCGAGUGGAUCGAGCGGAUCGAGCGGAUCAAGCGGACCAAGAGGAUCAGGCAGACCAAGCGGGGGCCACCGUGGAAGGCGGUGCAUCGAGUGCGGCGUCUUCAAUAAGGUAAAUGAGCACAUUUUUAAUGGCUACUUCAAGGUGUGCGGGUCGCUUCUCUUCUUCUUUUUGAUUUACUCCGUGUCGCACCAGAAGCUGUUCAUUUACUUCGUGCAUGAGGUGUUGGUAGGGAGGCUGCUCGCGCGGGUGUGCGAUGAGGGGGGAGGAGGUGAAAAGGGGGGGGAUGAAAAGGGAGGAGAUGAAAAUAAAGGAGAUGAAAAGGGAAGAGAUGAAAAUAAAGGAGAUGAAGGCGGCUCUCAAAGCUGCGAGACGGCCCCACUACUGCUGAGCCUCUCAACGCACAAACACUCCGACGUGAACGCCGACUUGGAUCGCAGCUCCCAGCGCGACUGUGACUACGCCUGCCUCUUAACGGCCACCGGGAACCUACGCAACUUCUACCUCCUCUUCGUGCAACUGAUAAAGAAGGAGACCAUAAUCAUGAGAAAAAAAAAUUGGGACACCAACGUGCGAGUCUUCUAUUGGAAGGUGCCUCACAAGAAUGUCGUGUAUGGGAAGGUCAUUGGCAGUUACCUAGUCCUCGUUGAUUUCGAUAUGAAUUUCCAUUUUUUUUACAUGAACAGAGUCACAUUGGGGGAAGCCUCCCCAGGACACUCAAACGAGGUUACAUCUCCACUCUCCAGGAAGAAGAAGUCCUUUCUCAGAAGGUUGAAAAGAGUCAAGGAGAGUAGACGUGAAGGUAUGCAUGACCCAAAUGAUGAAGAAAAUUCCUUCGAAGAAUUUAUUUUGAAGAGACGCAGAAGGAGGAAGGCAUUUCGUCCAAAUGGGGUCAACGAAGAUUCGGAGACCCAAUCAAAUCAACAACCAAAUGGAGAAGAAAAAUAUCGUGGUGCUCAACUAUUUCGGAUAAACUUAGGGGAAGAAGAUCUACACAUUGAUCUGAGUCAUACGGGGAGGGUUCAGUUUAUUAACGAACGGAUGGAACAGAAUGCUGGACAUGUCUGCAGCUUCCACAUCGUUACGGACUCGAACACUGUUGUUACCUUCUCCUUUGACAGUGCUGCAUACCCACUUGGGAUGGUGAAGGGGCCUGAGGUGCAGGUCUCCUCUAUCAGAGGAACGGAAAGGAUUAACUUCUUUCACCCGGUAGACAUGAAAAGUGGGACAUACAAUUUGUUCUUGACCAAGGAGAGGUACUUCUGUUUGGAGGGCGCGCCGUGUUUCCCCGGAAUGGCACCCCGGGGUGAUCAGGUGGGAGGUGGCCACGAACGAGGCGGUCACGAACGAGGCGAUCACGAACGAGGCGGUCACGAACGAGGCGAUCACGAACGAGGCGAUCACGAACGAGGCGGUCACGAACGAGGCGAUCACGAACGAGGCGGUCACGAACGAGGCAGACCACUGCAAGACAAGCAUGUGGGUGGAGAUCAACCCAACCCGCGAGCACUAACCAAUGGGGACCCCUCCCUCGAAGUAAUAUGCCAAAAGGACAUCGACCCAACUAUGCAAGCCACCUUGGCGAAGGUAAGUGAAGGGUCCUCCUCCUACCCAAGUGACGUGAAUUUUUUUUUGAGGCAACCCAGUGUGGUGUUUUUAAAAGUGUACAGCAGCGCCCUGAGGAAGCGCCUGCGCGACAAGGGGGGGAAAACGUUUCAGGAGAGGGUGUCAAUGGAGUGGGGGGUGGCGAAGGGGGGUCACCGAAGUGGUGCAACAAAAGAGGCGCACGCUGGUGAUGAUAAAGUUACGUCUUCCGGGGCAGCCACUUCAGCGAAUGCUGCUGAUUCUAUCGACGCUAUCCCUUUCACUGACGCGCCGCGGCGAACGAAUUUCUUCUUCGACAACGAAACGACCAUCUUCACCUUCCUAAACGAAAACGAAUACCGCCUCUCCCUGGAGGAGUGCCUAAAGAAUUACAAAAACAAGCUCUACCUGAGUACACUCCACGCGAAGAGGAAGGAAGAAAGAGAGCAAAUAGACAAGCUCCGAAAACAGCUGAAGGAACUAAUCACCCAAAACGAAAACAGCAGCAGUAGUAUCAAAUUGGACAGAAAAAACUUUUUUUUCGACAAAAAAAUUAUUAACGAGUCAGAAAUUUUAAUCAAUGAAUUUGAAAAAAUAAAAAAAAUUUGAAUGCUGCGCUUUCUCCAACUUAAAGAAUCGGACUUUUUCCAAAAUGUAGAAAAAAAUAAUGUCCUUUACUUUUUAAAAACAACAAAAGAUUACAUAGAUCGAUACACUGAAGACUUUUCUUGCCUCUUCUUUUCUCACUACUACCCUUGUACAAACAUGAAUUUGAAUUAUUUGUAUGCCAACCUGUUCGGCUCCUCUUUCUCGGCCAGCGGGGUGGACAGUGUGCAGUGGAAUUACCUCCUCUACUUCCCCUGCGAGUUGUUCACGAACGCGCGGAAGCGCCUGCAAUGCUACGUGCUGCAGAUGCUUAUCGACCAGCAAAAGGCCAAAUUCCGGAGCCACUUCCUCGCCCUGAAGGAGGAAAAGCAAAACUACGUUGAAGAAAUCAACGUGGUGUCCAACAAACUGAAGCUCUCCCUGGAAGCUACGGACAAAUAUUUUAGCCAUCCCUACUCGCACAGCAUCGACUCGGGCUUGUACAACAGGGGAGCGUUAAAAGGAGUGAAGAGGGAGGCCCUCCCUGUUUCGAACAAAUUCGACCCUGACGUGCUGCUCAAAAUGCACCUGCAUAAGCUCAAGGUGGAGAGUCAAACGGGGGAUGCCUUUGAGGAACAUGAAAAAGGGGACCUAACUGUGAAAGCGCAAAAGAAGGGGGAGCAUUUCGGGAUUGGAGCGGGGAUUGGAGCUGGGAUUGGAGCGGGGAUUGGAGCCGGGAUGGGAGCCGGAGAACCAGAGGCAGGCAAGGAACCCCCCAAAGACAAAGCUCCUUGCGAUGACGAAGCAGACCCAGAAAGUCUUGAGAUCCACGAGAAGAAGAAAAAUGAUGUAAGAAAUGCGCUGUCCGAUGUGAAGAGUUACAUCUAUCAGAUCUCCGACCAGUGCGAGGAGUUUAAUGAGAAGUUAAAACAGUUGAGGAAGAAGAAGUACAACAUACAAAAGCUGAUCAAGCUGCACGAGCUGUACUGUAUUGCCAUUUACGCCACGUUAAUAAAUGAAGAAAGGAAGGAAGAAGCUCUACGCCAAAUAGAAAAGAAGAGGGCUGCAGUCGAGGGGGACUUAUCGAAGCUUGAGGAUUCGAUGAGACAGUUAGAUGCACUACAGAAACAUAAAAGGAAUUUGGCCCUAAGCGAACAGCUCACGAGGAAGAAGCAGAAGUUCGAGAAGAGGUUCCUCCACGAGUGCAUCAACUUCGACGUCCUCAUCGAGCAGAAAUAUGAAAACGUCAUCGGAUUCGACUUCGACUCUAGGAAGAAUUUAUUCAUAAAAAAAAAAAUAAUCCAAAAGCACAUUGCAGACACGAAUCAAAUUAUCCAUGAGAACUUCGAGCUGAGAAGGAGCAUCCGGAAACUAAAGCACGAAAUUUGCAGAAACAAAAUAAAAAAAGACUACCUGCACUUCUCACUCAUGGACAUAGAAGAAGGGGUCGAUGACGUCAAGUAUCUUAAACAGAACUGCGAGUUUCUCUUUAGUGAUAUAAAUAACGUGAUCAGCUCACUGGAGGCGAAGAAAAAAAACAGGAAACUCAUUUUUCAAAUGUCGGAACAGAAGCUGCGCGAGCAAAUUAGCAACGUGGACGCGAAGAUUUCGGCGAUCAAAUCUGAGAACGUCGUGUUGGAGGCCAACAUGCAGAGCCUGCUAAAGGAGAUUAACCAAAUGGGCAAAGCAGCGCAGGGCGACCAGGCGGGAGACGCGGGCCAUAUACUCGAGACGAAGGGAAACUUGAGAGACGACGAUUCUGCGCGCGAGAGGAUGUCCUUCAAAUGCUCUGAUGCAGAUGUAGAGGGAGAGGUCGGCGAAAAAAAUGAACCCAGGGGCGCCCCAGAUGUAGACGGAGAGAUCGGAGAAGAAAAUGAACCCAACG